Messenger RNA from Aegilops tauschii subsp. strangulata, 1612 nucleotides. Its product is annotated as UDP-arabinopyranose mutase 1. NCBI's taxonomy places the organism in Eukaryota, Viridiplantae, Streptophyta, Magnoliopsida, Poales, Poaceae. Gene Ontology annotation, biological process: plant-type cell wall organization or biogenesis; UDP-L-arabinose metabolic process. The record is from RefSeq and is a predicted model, not a curated record. Gene Ontology annotation, cellular component: plant-type cell wall; cytosol; Golgi apparatus. Gene Ontology annotation, molecular function: UDP-arabinopyranose mutase activity.
UUCACUGGAGCACUUCCCACUGCCGCCCGGCCGCGUGGAGAUCUGAGCAGGAAGCCCCCGCCGCAGCCUAUAUAACGGCGCCUCCUCCUCCACAUUCUCAGCGCCCAUCACACCCCCGCAGAGCCGGAAGCCACACACACACGCCUUCCUCCUCUUCCUCUGCUCGCAUCUCGGAUCGGGGAGAAGGAGGAUCUGAGGCUUUCGGCAGGGCCGGGGACGAUGGCGCCGCUGCUCAAGGACGAGCUGGACAUCGUCAUCCCGACGAUCCGGAACCUGGACUUCCUCGAGAUGUGGAGGCCCUUCUUCCAGCCGUACCACCUCAUCAUCGUGCAGGACGGCGACCCCACGAGGACCGUCAUGGUGCCCGAGGGCUUCGACUACGAGCUCUACAACCGCAACGACAUCAACCGCAUCCUCGGCCCCAAGGCCUCCUGCAUCUCCUUCAAGGACUCCGCCUGCCGCUGCUUCGGCUACAUGGUCUCCAAGAAGAAGUACGUCUACACCAUCGACGACGACUGCUUCGUGGCCAAGGACCCGACGGGGAAGGACAUUGACGCGCUGGCCAAGCACAUCCAGAACCUGCUCUGCCCCUCCACGCCGCUCUUCUUCAACACCCUGUACGACCCCUACCAGGAGGGCGCCGACUUCGUGCGCGGCUACCCGUUCAGCCUCCGGGAGGGCGUGCCCACCGCCGUGUCGCACGGCCUCUGGCUCAACAUCCCCGACUACGACGCCCCCACGCAGCUGGUCAAGCCGCGGGAGCGCAACGGCAGGUACGUCGACGCCGUCAUGACCAUCCCCAAGGGCUCCCUCUUCCCCAUGUGCGGCAUGAACCUCGCCUUCGACCGCGAGCUCAUCGGCCCGGCCAUGUACUUCGGCCUCAUGGGCGACGGCCAGCCCAUCGGACGCUACGACGACAUGUGGGCCGGCUGGUGCGUCAAGGUGAUCUGCGACCACCUUGGGCUGGGCGUCAAGACGGGGCUUCCCUACAUCUGGCACAGCAAGGCCAGCAACCCGUUCGUGAACCUGAAGAAGGAGUACAAGGGCAUCUUCUGGCAGGAGGACAUCAUCCCCUUCUUCCAGGCCGCGAAGCUGACCAAGGAAUGCGACACCGUGCAGAAGUGCUACAUCUCGCUCUCGCAGCAGGUCAAGGAGAAGCUCGGCAAGAUCGACCCCUACUUCGUCAAGCUCGCCGACGCCAUGGUCACCUGGAUCGAGGCCUGGGACAUGCUCAACUCCAAGGACUCCAAGGAGGCCGAUGCCAACGGCAAGCUCAAGGGGAGGUAGAUCGAGAUCGAGGGAGAGAACCUUUUUUGCACUAGCAUACUGAGCAGGCGGUGAGGCGGCAUAUACCGGUUUCUUCAGUUCGUAGGUUCAGUGCGUGCAUCAGGUAUUCAGGUUCAGGCUGUUGUGUACUACAAAACAUUAGCUGCCGUUCUAUCUUACGUUUACGUUGAGGGUCGCGUUAAUUUCCCCCUUCUUUAAUUUCAUUAUUAAGAGAUGAUGUCGUUUUCUCAAGGGUUUAGUACUACGGUUAUACUUGUGGCUGCUAAUGUUUCCGUGUAAUCUUGUGUACACUGAAAUGUGAGAAUAAAAAGUUGUUCAAUAAGCA